AUGUCAGCCAAUCUUUUAUCAUUUUCUGACAUUCAAACCCUAGAAAGACAGAUUUCUCAGCUGAUUGACUUCAACCCCCUCACAGAGGCAGAAAUCAAACAAAUCUGCGAAAAAGCCCAAGAAAUUUUGUCAACAGAAAGCAAUGUCCAGCAUGUCCGAUGUCCUGUCACAGUUUGUGGGGACAUUCAUGGGCAGUUCCACGAUUUGAUGGAGCUUUUCAGAAUUGGCGGCUACCCUCCUGACACAAAUUAUUUAUUUAUGGGAGAUUAUGUAGACAGAGGCUAUUACUCAGUAGAAAGCGUCACAUUGCUCGUUUGCUUAAAAAUUCGCUAUAGAGACCGUAUUACAAUAACCCGCGGGAACCAUGAGUCUCGCCAAAUCACACAGGUUUAUGGGUUUUAUGACGAGUGUUUAAGGAAAUAUGGGUCAGCGACUGUCUGGAAAUACUUCACAGAUUUAUUUGAUUAUCUUCCAUUGGCAGCUAUUGUGGAAAACCAGAUUUUCUGCCUGCAUGGAGGGUUGUCUCCUUCAAUUGAUACAUUGGACCAUAUAAAGCAGCUGGACAGAGUCCAAGAAGUCCCUCAAGAAGGCGCAAUGUGCGAUUUAUUGUGGUCUGAUCCUGAUGAGCGGUCAGGAUGGGGGAUUUCACCUAGAGGAGCAGGCUAUACGUUUGGGCAGGACGUGUCUGACAGGUUUAAUCAUACAAAUAACUUGAAAUUAAUAGCAAGAGCUCACCAAUUGGUAAUGGAAGGCUAUAAUUGGUGUCAUGAAAGAAACAUGGUAACAGUCUUUUCUGCGCCCAAUUAUUGUUACAGGUGUGGAAACUUGGCUGGGUUCAUGGAGUUAGAUGAGUUCGGAAACCACUGCUUUAUCCAGUUUGACCCAGCACCCAGAAGAGCUGAGCCAAAUUUUAAUAUUAAGACACCUGACUAUUUUCUUUAA
Molecule: messenger RNA, 942 nt
Organism: Blepharisma stoltei
Lineage: Eukaryota; Ciliophora; Heterotrichea; Heterotrichida; Blepharismidae
Source: the annotation of a GenBank genome assembly